GGGAGAAGCAGCCGCCAACUUCAAAAACAACACCAGCAACAGUCAGCCGAGAGAAAGACAUAAUGAUCGUGCUUCUGUGCCAAUUAGUCCUUCUCGGGGCCCUGUUUGUGGCAUCCAUCUACUGGCUUUUCCUUCUCCCUCCGCGCGAGCCCCGCGACGUGCCGGCCGUGCCCUUUUGGGUCGCGCUGAUUCCCUUCUUCAAGGACGUCGACCAGGCAGACAUUUUUAAACGCUACAUCGAAGGACCCCUUCGGCGCCACGGCGCGGUCAAAAUCUUUUUUGGCGCGCAGUGGAACGUCCUCGUCCACCGGCCGGCCUACCUCGCCGAAAUCUUCAGAAAGGAGGAUGUUUACGAGAAGUCGGGAAACCAGAAAAAGAUACCGCACAGUGUCCUGGCUGCGUUUCUGGGCGACAACAUCAUAUCGAGCAGAGCAGAUACCUGGCAAAGCUACCGAGCGGUUGUCAAGCCUGGCCUGCAACGCAAUUUCGAGGUGGGCACAUUGGCAAGGAAUGCGCGCCUUCUAUGCGAUGCGAUCGAGGCUACACGGAAACUGUCGCUAGGGGGCUCAAUCAUGGUACAGGACUUGCUUCAAAAGUACUCUGUGGCCAACUGCGCCGGGCUGUUGCUCCAGGUGGAUUUGCCUACGAUGGAGUCAGAUUACGUGCCACUCAACAGUCUUCAGAUUGCGGUCAAGCGCGAGAUCUUCAAGCCCAUCUUCAUGAACUUUCCAUUCCUGGACCACCUUCCCUUGCCCGGCCGUAAGCGGGCCAGAAGCCUGGUGGCGGCCUUCAGAAACGAGUUGAAAAUAGCACUCGAGGACAGCCACCAACCAAACCCGCAUCUAUCUGCAUCUGUCGAUAGCAUCCCGGCAGAGACGUCAGAUAAGCUGGGCGCGCGCCUGUUGGGGGCGCUCCGUUCGGGUCUCUGGACCGAAAAGCAAUUCCUUGACAAUCUCACCGUCACAUUUGUGGCUGGACAGGAAAACCCGCAGCUGGCCAUGAUUUCGAUGCUGUACCUGCUCGCUAAGCACCCGCAAAUCCAGGAUCAGGUGUUUUACGAGAUGCGCAGCAAGGUCGGUGAGGGUGCAUGCCACGCCGUCGGUGCCACCACCACCCUACCAGCAGAUCCCGCCGCGGCGACGCAGCUGCUGCAGGAGCUGCCGCUGAUGACGGCCGUCGUGUACGAGAGCCUACGACUAUUCCCGCCCAUCGGGCAGCUCGUCAACCGCAGGGUCGGCGCGGCGGGCGGCGCGCUCCUGGGCGGCGGCGGCAGCAGCAGCACGUACCUGCCGCACGGGACGUAUGUGGGCUACAACUGCUACUCGACCAACAGGGACCCGGAGGCUUGGGGCGCCGACGCGGACGAGUUCAGGCCCGCGCGGUGGGGCGGUGCGCCCGACGAGAUUCAGCGGUGCUACCGCCGCCGGCGGACGCGCGGCGAGUUCAUCUCGUUCCACGGCGGGAAGCGGGCGUGCCUCGGCGAGAAGUUCGCCCUACUCGAGAUGCGGGUGACGCUGUGGCUGCUGGUCGGGCGUUUUCGAUGGGCGCUGGACCCGACCUGGCCAGACAGGAUGACGCCGGCUGGGCCGUUGUACCCGCGGGCUUUGAAGCUCGUUUUCGAAAACCGCUAGCGGUGGCGCGGUUUGAGACUAGGGGUUGGAAACCGGCGUGCUAGAAGACGCCCCCUCGCAGCAUAUGCUAUCAACAUCUUAGUAAGGUAGCUAGAAAAUUGAUGCCAAGUACGGAAACAUA
This is a messenger RNA of Gaeumannomyces tritici R3-111a-1, 1752 nucleotides long. RefSeq lists its product as hypothetical. NCBI's taxonomy places the organism in Eukaryota, Fungi, Ascomycota, Sordariomycetes, Magnaporthales, Magnaporthaceae. The transcript has 5 exons. The record is from RefSeq and is a predicted model, not a curated record. Gene Ontology annotation, molecular function: iron ion binding; heme binding; monooxygenase activity. The coding region runs from base 63 to 1631 and encodes 522 amino acids.